This is a messenger RNA of Penicillium cinerascens, 1317 nucleotides long. RefSeq names its product acyltransferase family protein. Gene Ontology annotation, molecular function: acyltransferase activity, transferring groups other than amino-acyl groups. The record is from RefSeq and is a predicted model, not a curated record. Gene Ontology annotation, biological process: polysaccharide biosynthetic process. NCBI's taxonomy places the organism in Eukaryota, Fungi, Ascomycota, Eurotiomycetes, Eurotiales, Aspergillaceae. Bases 1 to 1317 code for a protein of 438 amino acids. The transcript has 3 exons. Gene Ontology annotation, cellular component: membrane.
AUGACGCCUCAAAAACGAGCUGAUAAUUGGAUCGACGGUCUCCGCGGGGUCGCAGCUCUAACAGUCGUGACCUACCACUUAUGCUCAUGCUUCGCACCCUGGCUAAAUUCGCCUGCAAUUUCAGAAAAUGGCUCUGUUUAUCUUUUCCAGUACCCAUUCCUUCGACUCGUGGUUGCCGGUCGUCUUGCCGUUGCUCUCUUCUUUGUUAUAACCGGAUACGUGAAUUCAUUUAACUCGAGGAAACACAUUCGCAAUGGGGACUCUACAUUUGCCUUGUCGAGUCUUUCCCGGAACACGUUCACUCGCAUAGGCAGGCUGAUUAUACCAACAAACGCUGCCGUGCUCAUGGUAUGGUUUAUUUGUCAGCUCAACGGAUUUAGAUUCGCGAGCCAAGUCGACUCCGGUUGGAUCAGAGGAUCCGGUACCCCUACGCCGGGACCGACAUUUUGUGGUGCCAUCGAUGGGUUGCUUCGAAACCUGAUACUUUUCUGGCAUAAUGGUGGGUCGGAAUACGAUCACACAUACUGGACGAUUCCGUUCUUCCUGAAAGGGUCUAUAUUGGUCUAUGUGACGCUCUUGGGAACAGCAUAUACUCGACCGAAGUAUACAAAAAUAAUCCUUAUUUUCCUUUAUCUCUUUUCUUGGUCCGGUGGACAAGCUCUCAUGGAAAUGAAUGUUUACGCAGGAAUUUUCCUAGCCGAAUUAAACACCGAUUACGGAAACACCGCCGGCUCUCUCAUUCCCUGGCCCAUAUCAGCACUCAUGAUGCUUUUCGGUCUCUUCCUCGCCUCAUUCCCCGAGGAAAAUCCCAGAUGGACGAUAUGGAGCCGUGCCAUUGAUGCAGCUGGGCUAUCACUAGUCCCCAACGGUGGUGAAGUCAAUCGAUACGUCGUGUCACUAGGAACGACUAUCUUUGUUUUCGGCGUAUUUUUCUCGUGUCAUGCUCGUCGUCUCCUCGCGCAUCCAUUCAUGAACUUCCUCGGUCGUAUUUCCUUCCCAAUAUACUUGCUCCACAAUACCCUCAUUCGCACGUUGCUGACUUGGGUUCUCUACCGACACUCGUUCCUGAUGAACGGGUUGCAUCCUGAGGACAAGGAAGAAAAGCCUAUGUUUUAUGGGCGGGGCGGAGCUUUCAAUUUUGCAUUCGCGAUGCCCCUGUUUUAUCUGAUACUGGUCUACGUGUCAUAUUUGUGGACGAUCUAUGUUGAUCCGUGCACUGAGGAGGUUGUAUCCUGGCUUUCGACGAAAGCCUUUGGUGACAAUAAUGAUUUUGAGUCGUUGAAACAACACCCAUCGAAUAGGGUUUUCAAAGCUUGA